UAGUAAUAAAAGAGAGAAAAAAGAAAAGAAAGCUCAAUAGUGUAACUCAAUAUUUGAGACAGUUCAGGAUCUUGAAAAUAAACAAACACAAUUGAACCAAAAAAAAAUGGAUUCAUGUUCAUUAACAUGUAAAAAGUUAACAGUAAUUGCAGUAUUAGCAGUUUUAAUCCAAAUAUUUGGCCUUGCACUUUUUGUUCUUGGUUUUUUCCCUGUUAAACCAGCACUCUCUGGAUUCAGUGGGGUUGAGAGUUUUUAUCAACCUGGAGCAGAUUCAGCUGAAUUUCAGAAUACUACCAAUUUAUCAGAUAGUCAGCUCAAAUAUUUGUACCAGGAGUUGUCUUUGGUGCCUCCUUUAUUUGAUCGGUUGAUACUUAUGGUUGUUGAUGGUCUUCCAGCCGAAUUCGUGCUAGGGAAAGAUGGUGAACCUCCUCUGAAGUCUUUCAAGGAAGCUAUGCCAUAUACUCAAUCCUUAUUGAGUAACGGGAGGGCAAUCGGGUAUCAUGCAAAAGCUGCACCCCCUACUGUCACAAUGCCUCGGUUGAAGGCCAUGGUUUCUGGUGCGGUUGGGGGAUUUUUGGAUGUUGCUUUCAAUUUCAACACGCAAGCGCUGCUGGAUGACAACAUAAUUGUUCAAUUCCUAAAAAUUGGUUGGAAAAUUGUGAUGCAUGGUGAUGACACAUGGCUUAAGUUGUUUCCUGGAAUGUUUUCGAGGCAUGACGGUGUUAGCAGUUUCUUUGUCAAAGACACUGUCCAAGUAGAUCAAAACGUAUCUCGGCAUUUGGUUGAUGAACUUAGUCGCGCUGACUGGGAUCUUCUGGUUUUGGCCUGUGUAGCCCAAUCCCGACUUUUGAGUGCUGCGUUGGUUGAAUAGGAGGUCCUCAAUUUUGGGAAAUACGAUGCUGCAAGGCUCCUAGGGUAUUUUUAGCAGGAAGCCACUGAAUAUGGCAUGUAAUAUGACUGCAGGCAGGAAAAACAUUAGCAUGUAAAAUCAAUUGAGAGAAAAGAAAGAGAACCGAAGUUGCUCAAAAUGAUAGAACCAAAGGAGCAUACCCAGUGGCAGCAACCAGACGAAGAGCAGCAACUGCUGGCUUUCUGUCUUACAAUGUAGCAGUAAUUAGUAUACUUAAUCCCAACUCAGCCUGAGAAAUCAUCAUCAUUGUAAUUGUGUACUUUUGUCUAGGUUUUAUCGUCAUCUCAUCAUUAUUGAUGUGUGUAAUUCAUCAAGGUUAAUUUACUUUGACGUAUGAUGCAGAAAUGCCUAUCGAUAGCAAAUUAAGUUUUAGCUUAUAUGGGAAGUUGAUUUAAUGAACGAGGUAAUCUAAGUUUUGGUUAGCAUUGGAAGGAAAAGAUCCAGAUCUAUUGCCGCAAGUAGAGGAAGAGUUUUUCUCUUCCCAACGGCUUUGCUUUUGAUAUAGAAAGUUAGAU
Capsicum annuum is the source of this 1425-nucleotide messenger RNA. RefSeq names its product GPI ethanolamine phosphate transferase 2. Gene Ontology annotation, biological process: GPI anchor biosynthetic process. The coding region runs from base 107 to 871 and encodes 254 amino acids. Gene Ontology annotation, cellular component: endoplasmic reticulum membrane. The transcript is spliced from 8 exons. The record is from RefSeq and is a predicted model, not a curated record. Lineage: Eukaryota; Viridiplantae; Streptophyta; Magnoliopsida; Solanales; Solanaceae.